CUUCAAUCCGUGCAACGAACGCCUCGUCGCAACAGCUACAAACGCCCACAUCACACGCAGAAAUCCGCAUCAACAGCCAGCCAUGGCGUCCACGCUGACCAACGUCGGCCUGUCUACCCCGGCGGCGGCGGCGUCGUCCCUCGUUAGGCCGGUCGCCGGAGCUGGACGCGUGGUGUUUCCCCGUGUUGGCCGCGGCGGGUUCGCGGCGGUGAGGGCGAGCGGGCCGGCGACGCCGCCGGACAUCUCGGACAAGAUGUCGGAGAGCAUCGACAAGGCGAAGGAGGCGUGCGCGGAGGACACGGCGAGCGGCGAGUGCGCGGCGGCGUGGGACGAGGUGGAGGAGCUGAGCGCGGCGGCGAGCCACGCGCGCGACAAGCUCAAGGAGACCUCCGACCCGCUCGAGGCCUACUGCAAGGACAACCCGGAGACCGACGAGUGCCGCACCUACGACAACUGAUUCUUACCAUUAUAUGUUUGCUAAUCUCUCUGUAAUUAAUUAUAAGUUACUGGGUUGAAAAGAUUAUUUGUCGUAGAAGACAGAGGGGAGUUUGGUGGAAUGGUGGUAUUUACGGAUAGUUCAAGGGGGAAAUGGGAAAAAAAAGGUUUUUUACACUUGUUUGUCUGGAUGAAUUUGUAUGGAACUUUUCUGCUUGAUAAUUUUCGCAUGUGUUAGUAUUUGUAUAUGAUGAUAUAAGUGGGAAAUAAAUCAUCAAAUUUUCCAGCAGGAA
This is a messenger RNA of Oryza sativa Japonica Group (Japanese rice), 728 nucleotides long. Its product is annotated as calvin cycle protein CP12-1, chloroplastic. The record is from RefSeq and is a predicted model, not a curated record. Gene Ontology annotation, cellular component: chloroplast. Gene Ontology annotation, biological process: negative regulation of reductive pentose-phosphate cycle. NCBI's taxonomy places the organism in Eukaryota, Viridiplantae, Streptophyta, Magnoliopsida, Poales, Poaceae.